UGUUGUGGGAAAUAAGCACUGUGCUGCACUACUGGGACAGGGCCCACGUUAACGGAACAAGGGCAAAGCAGACACCGUCCCCUUUCAUGUGGAGAUGUGACAGCAUUCUGCAGGGGCCAGAUAAGCCAGAGGGGCGGACCGGGACCAGGACGAUCAAGCGAGGGACAAUUGUCGGAUUGCCUAGAAGCAGAACCGCCGACAAGACAGCAGCACGGAGCUGUCGCGAUGCGGUAGCUAAAACAUGGACAGCAGAGUCAAGGAGAACCCAGACAGAACAUUUGAUCUGGUAUUGCAUGUGGAAUCUCCAGCCACCAGAAAUGGGGAUCCAACCGUGCUAUGGAGCUUCCCCCAGGACUACACCGACCAGGAGGUGCUUCAGACGAUACCAAAGUUCUGCUUUCCCUUUGACAUGGAAAGAGUAUCCCAGAGUCACGUUGGACAAAACUUCACUUUUGUGCUGACCGAUAUAGAUGGCAAGCAGAGGUUCGGGUUCUGUCGACUAACUCAAGGUUGCCGAGUCUGCAUAUGUCUACUCAGUUAUCUUCCAUGGUUUGAGAUCUACUACAAGCUGCUGAACACUCUUGCAGACUACCUUACAAGACAUCAGAAUAAUGACUUGAAUGACAUGCUGAACUCCCUAUAUGAUCUUCCUGUGCCAAAGCCCUUCACGCCAGUCAAUCUGAGUGUGAAUGAGCAGUUGUAUAUUGCCACUGGGCAAGUACUGAGAGAUCAGCGAAGCAAGGAACCGCACUCCUACUUCAUCGCCCCGGAUAUCAAUGGACUGCCAACUAUCCCAGAGAGUAGAAACCUGACAGAAUACUUUGUGGCUGUGGAUGUCAACAACAUGCUGCAACUCUACGGCAGUAUGCUUCAUGAGCGGCGCAUCAUCAUUACCUCAAGCAAGCUGAGCACUUUAACUGCAUGUGUCCACGGUGCAGCUGCUCUGCUCUUUCCAAUGUAUUGGCAGCAUAUCUUCAUCCCUGUGCUGCCCCCGCAUCUUCUGGACUAUUGCUGUGCCCCCAUGCCAUACUUUGUGGGAGUUCAUCUUAGUCUGCUGGAGAGAGUCCGCAGUCGGUCCCUGGAGGAUGUAGUCAUCCUGAACGUGGACACCAACACACUGGAGAGUCCUUUUGAUGAUCUGCAUAACCUUCCCAGUGAUGUGGUGUCCUCUCUGAAGAGCAAGCUUAAGAAGCAGUCAACAGCAACAGGAAGUGGCGUGGCGAGGGCCUUCUUGAGAGCGCAGGCUGCUCUGUUUGGCACCUACCGAGACGCCCUCCGAUAUAAACCUGGUGAGCCAAUAACAUUCAGCGAGGAGAGCUUUGUGAGCCAUCGCUCAAGCACCAUGAGGAACUUUUUGUCCAUGGCUGUCAACCUGCAGCUCUUCAAACAGUUCAUCGACGGACGGCUGGCCAAAUUGAACGCAGGCCGUGGCUUCAGCGACGUGUUUGAAGAAGAGAUCACAGAGGGGGGGUUCUGUGGAAGUAAUGCUAAGUCCUAUCAGCAGUGGAUGCACACCGUCAAGCGAGGCGGAGCGCUCUUCAAUACAGCAGUGACAAAGGCCAAAAGUCAUGCAAAGAGAGGCAUCCGAGACAUUAAGGGACGACUUAAAGCACGGGAGGAAGAGGAGGAAGGGAUAACUAUCUGUGCAGGGUCGCCCACUAGUACCAAGAGCCUGUCUCCAAGGCGACUGCAAAGGCUGAGAAUGCAAAACUUCAAGUCCCCUAUGCACACGGGCCCUCAAGAGCUCGGCUACGGUCUGGAUGACGACGAGCUGGACACUGCUAGCAAGAUCUCCUCAGAGGACAGUGGCGAUGUUCCUUCAUAUGCGGAGGACAGCGAUGACUCCUACUCUUUAGAGCUGGACAUGGAUACUUCUCAGUCAGGCAAGAUGAACCUGCUGGAGGAGAUCCUGGACUCUCUGAACACCACCACGAUAGAGCAAGGCAAGCUCAGUGCUGCCAAGAGCCUUGACUUCUUUAGGUCCUUUGAGGAACUGGACUACCAGGCCCCGAGCAAGGGUAAAGCCACCGUUGACUUUCAGCCGUCACAGGAAAGCAGUUGUGGUGGAGGGGGAGACCAGGGGGGCUGGAACAUGGGUCAGGAUGACAGCGCGGUCCAUGGUAAACACCUCCCACCGUCCCCACGCAGGCAGCCCAACAAGAGCAGCCUGAAGAAACCUCCCGUACCCCCUGUCCCUGUGACAGAUGAGCAGCUCACUGCCCAUCCCCUACCUCCAGGAAGCAAGCAAGCAGGAGACCGCUUUUCCUAUUCACCCUCGACAUUUCAUCGAAUCACACCCACAACGCCCUCUCCAACUUUGUCUCACGCGUCUUCACUCCCCAACUAUUCUCCACUGCCAGCGGCCCGCGCUCGGACCGUUUCCGAGCCCCGAGCAAGCCCUGAGCCCCCUCCCGCCCAGAACCCGACCGGCUCUACCGGGAUUUUGAGAAGGAAAGUGCUGUCUAAGGAGACGGUGAGGCACUACAAGGAGAAAUCUCUGCAGAGGCUGGGAAGCAAGGAGGGGAAAGCUAGGAACAGCCAAUCUGUGCAGGUUCCCUGGGAGAAAGAUUACAAGGAGGGACUACCGGCUAUGCAGGAUCAAGGCCUCCUGGAGGAGAUCGAGAGCAUGUGCUGCGUCGGGCCUGUCCUCCACAGCGGCCUGCAGCUGUCGCAGGUUCACUGCAACAAUCACAGCAAAGCCACAGAGCACUCUUAACUUUCUACCAGAUGGUAUUACUCUCGAAAUCUGCUACAACCUGCCACGGAUGCAUUCCAUGUCAACACCAGGAAAUCUUGCAGGCAGAGAAAUGUGAGGACCUGCAGGUGGAACUUGGGGGAAUAAAACAGGAAAAACUGCAGGACACUCUUACCCAGGGACAACUCAUGUAAGAAGAUAUUGGCAAUACACUCUACAGGUGCAUCCAAAAAAAUAUUUAUUCCAGUAGUUUAACUCAAAAAGAAAAUCUAAUUUGUCAGUGUCAGAGAAUGAAUUAAUUGGAAAAUUCACUCCCAUCCUUUUGGAAUCCUGAAAUUAAUAUCAGCCGUUAGUACCAAGAACUUUGGAUAUCAAUAAUUCCAAACAGCUAUCUUGGUGCCAAGAAAUAUGUUGAAGUGAUUUGAGGAUUAGUCAGUGGAGUUAAUUUCAACAAAUUACGUGCAGUUUGUCAGUUAAUUGUUAGUUUCAGGGCUCCGGAGAGCUAAGCGAAGGUGAGUCAAUGGUACCGGCUUAGCAUGCCAAUAAAAAACAACAUUAACAGAUUUAACAUGAUCAAAUAAAUUAAAAAUGAAGGUCAUUUUUCGAAAUACCCAUGCCUCCAAAAUAAUGUCACACCAAACUGCCGUAAUUCAUUUCAUUUUCUUCGAUGUGUAAUGUGACCACAAUAGAGAGGAGUGCUUAAACUCCACUCAUGAUCAGUCUGCUGGGGAGUCCCUUUUGUUCCCACAAAAAAAAAAUUCAGCGGUGAAAAAACCGAUGUGAUAUCACUCUGCCCUGUUUGCUUAGACCCCUAGUUCCCUGCAGAUCUGCUGCAUUACAAAUGUUGCUGUUCAUUCUACAAUGACACGCAAUGGUAAGUUUUAAUAACUUUAUCCAGAAAACAUAGCCAACACAAUUCAUUGCAUGGGUCAUCUGUGAGCCCUAAAACUAACAAAAUUGCACAAAAUUUGUUGAAAUCAACGCCACCGACUAAUUAAACCCCCAUUAGCUGGAAGAUUAAGCCUCAUAUAAAAAAUCCUGAACUUCUGCUUUAAGCAGCAAAACCAAAAUUUAAAAAAAACUGAAGAAGAAAAAGAUGUUAGGCAGAAAGAUUUAAUUGAUGAAAAAGCUCUUCAUUAUCUAAAUUAACAUCAUCAACAUGCUGAGUUGCAUCUUCCUCAUUUAUAUGCAACCGACCUUCAAAACUCCAUGUCACAGUCCCACUGGUGUGGUCAAAGCAUAUCUAACACAACAAAAAACACUUAACAUCAGGUGACUACAAUUACAAAAGAAGAAAAAAUAACAUCAACUUUAAUUAAUGCUUGCAGCAGACAGUCCUCUGUAGGUCCCAGUAGUAACUAAAGGCUGAUUGCUGUCAGUGCUUCCCUAGCAUACCGGCCUCGUCUCAGCAUACUGUUUAUGUCAGUUGGUUUUAAAUCUUUAAAACCACUCAUGGUUAGCCUUUACUUGCUCCUAUAUGAUCACCCCAAGCAUUCAAUGGAAUCUACAUUGGCGAUAAAAUUCUGAGUGCUAAAUGAAAACAACUAGCCGUGCGUCAGUGCUAGCAUAGCAACAAACUGGAUAUCUGUCCUUUUUACUACUGUCUCACAAACAACAGUAAGCCUGAAAUAGUUCUUCUGUAAUGGCAUCAAGCAUCAGACGGAGCCCCGUUCGCCAAUAAAAUCGCCAGAAUGUUUAAUAAAGUCUGACGAAGCAGCGCCCGGCCUCAAAGCAAAGUGAGAUGAAUAACAACGCUACAACAAGAAAGCAUGAAGUUUGGUAGCCCAUAAAAAACUAUAAAGAUCUCACUCCAUUGUUAAAGGGAACCACGGAUAGAAAGACUUGUAGUUCUUAAACGUUAUCAUGAGUUAAAACGAUUUGAUAUUAAAACCCCUCUUGAUGUUUUUGUUGUUAUACAAUUUGUAAAAUUUGUCAAACUAGUAGGUCACCACUGUUUUGACGUUGCAGGGCGGUGACGUCACUGAGUUACGCUGCCGCGAUUCCAAACUUCCACAGUAUAUCUCUAGCAACAUAAACACGUCAUCUGUUCAGCUCUUUCAAUUUGAACCCCGGAGGAACAUUAAUGAGCAUGACAGCAAUGUCAAUAUUUCACAAAAUGCGCAGCAAAAGCAAAACAAACAGGAAAGACGGUAUGAGACGAGACAAGAGUAGGACAAAACCGGUGUUCUGCCAAAAUGUGCUACACUGGCGAAUUGUCUACACGAAGCGAAUUUGACAAAGUACUACCGUGCGCUUUCAGCUUCUUUUGUUGAAAUGCAUACAGACAGAACAUACUAAAGAUGCCUUAAGAAAAUACUUAAACGUAGUAAUAUCAAAUAAGGCUGGUUUAAAUACGCUAUGUGAUUAAUGUGGUCAACAGAUCAACAAUCUGCUUUUAAGCUACCACAAGAAAACGCAAUGUUUAAAAGUAUGAGAGGGAAACAGAUGCAAAAAGUAUUUUGAGGCAAUGAAAAGGUAAUAAAAGACUCAAUAAAAUCACGAAUAGUAAGUACUCGCCGCUUUUAACCGUUUUGCGUAUGUGUUGGACGUCUCGUCGUGUUGUAGGAAUUGCAGAACACCGGAAGUGUUCGUCCAGUCACGGUGACAAACUACGUCAUCACCCCGAGCGUCCAUUGCGCACAUAAAACAUAGCGCCCUCCGUUGGUCAAAACUAGACUAAAUUUUGUAAUUUUUAAAUCGAUGGCAAUAUUUUAUCUGCUUCUAAUAACAUAUUUUAGUAAGAAAGAACAAUUGUGGCUUAUUAGAGCCUACAAGUCUUUAUAAGUUCUAGGUUCCCUUUAAAGCUGUAAGAUUCAACGGGAGACAAAAUGUUGAAACUUAUAGCCCAAAAUAUACAGUACAUUUAGGCUACUUGCGUGUUUAGGAAAUCUUGAUGAGAUUGACUUUUUGAAUUGAUCUACUGUAAUGAAUAGCAUUUUUUAUCCAAUUCAAAUUGAUUGAGAAGCACCAUUUUAUGAACAGAAAUAUUGGAACACCAAUAGAUCUACAGAAAGUGGAACAAAGUAUACGGUAAUCAAUCCCUACUUAUUCCUAUGAAGCUAUUCACUAAAUGGCAGAGUGUAAAUGAACUUCUAUCCGUUCAUCCAUAAGAUCAUCCCAAAGGUUUUCCAGCCAGGUCUUGUCACAUCAAACACAUCACUGUCAUGCUGAAAACAACAUGUUUGGAAGCAGAAAAACGGGAGCCCUUUGGUGGACUAGCAUCCGUGGUCGUACCCAUGUUGGAAUGUUUUUUUUUGUUUUUUUUUUUGUUAAACAGAAGGAACCUCGCAUUGUCAAGUCAGGUCCUCACAUUUCAUUUAAGCAAAGGACAUUUUGCACUUUUUGAUAAGCCCCCUGUUGACAAGUAUUUUAACAAAUACCAACAAAAAGAAACUCAACAGUUCUCAUGAGCCUUCAGAAGUGAUUUGACACCGUUCCUAUCACCAUGCCUUAAAUGGACAUGUCAUUUGUUCCUGUGUGGAUUCCCUCAUUAUGUCUACCAUCUGUCCGAUUGGAGACGUGACUGGUACUUAAGCCGUGGAUGGACACAAUACGUCGUGUGUUUUAAGCUGCUCUUCACAAGUGGCAUUCUACGUAAUUAAGUGGCCACGUAGAUACUCCGAAGGGAAGUCCAAAUGUUAAUUUUUUUUUUCUUCUUCUUCUUUCCCCCCUCAUCCCAUAUGAUCUCUUUUGUGCUGUACUGAUCAUUUAUUUGUCUUUUGUGCUUCUCUCUCUCUAUAGAAAACUGUUUGAGCACUUAUACAACAUCCUUAAGAUUCAGAAAAAGGUACAAGCGCUAGUUUGCUAGUUUCUAUUAGAGUGAUCCCUCGGUACUUUGCGCCCUCAGUCCAUUGUGGAUUUUCUUUUCAAUUAAAAAAUAAAUACAGAUUAGCCGUCCCGAGCCGAUCAUGUAGUCUCACUCUCCCUCCUGCUGCUCUUUGUUGGUCAGGCAAUAUGCUGGAGUUCCUUCUUAAAGUUAACAAUGAUUGACAGAUGUUUAAUGUUUGAUAUUGCCACAGAUGCCUGAAAUCCAAAGCGUUAAAGCGCCGCAUGCGUCAAACAUUGUUUAACUUGUUAAACAGUUGCCGUGGCAACUCAUUGUGUGUAAGUGAGCAGCUUGAGCGGAUUUGAGUGGACUCACUCAAUAAAGCUGUUAAGGAGUGUGCGAGCAAGGUGGGAUCCCAAAGCAGACAAGCCAGGUCGUGAUGAGUAAAAAUUUAUUGGCGACACAAGAAGGGAUGUUAAUAGUGCGAGAGCCAAGGCAGAGGGCGGGUGAUGUUCGGCUCAGAGUAGUUUAGCCGGCGGGAGAUGAUGAGGCUCGGAAGGAGGCAGACAGGGCAUCCGACAAUCGGCAUGGAUAAGACAGGUCCUGGGGCAAGAGCAAAUAUAAAGUCAUAAACCGGUAAUAAAAACGAUGUAUCCAAGAAUGCGAGAGGCAGUUGAUGGAAGGAACCAGACGGGUUGAUCGGGCGGCGAGGUGGCGGCGUCCACUCGCUUUUAAAGAUGGCUGAUUGUUAUUGCCCGCACCUGUGGCCGCUUCACCCGUCAGGUGUCCCAACCUGAAAUCAGAUAAAAACAUGCCCACUUGCCCAAGGUGGGUCAGGUCUCAGGAGGGAGGGGCAGAGGCCCUAACAGAGGCAUUUAAUAGAGACUAGCAUUUUUUCUACUUUAUUGUUUUUUUUAAACAAUUAGAUGGAAUAUUACCAUGUUUAAAACUUAUCAUAAUUACUACAUUUGAAGUGCUUAAAAACCAUUUAUUGAAAUAUCUAUAUGGCGGAAAACACUCAGGUGACUUGAACGUCCGCUCUGAUACCCCCAAUUUGGCCAGAUUUCAAAAUUGUCCUAUAUGCAUGUGUGAUACAUCAUUGGAAAACUUAAAAUCUCAAUUUUCUGGGGGAAGAAAACAUUUGGACAGGAGGGCAUUUAAAAAAAAAAAUUUAAACCCUAACUUGAGGUAAGAGCAUUAGAGAUCAUAAUUAAAGACACCGUGAUUUUAACGAGAUAUUAUCGUGUACUUACCUUGUUUCGAUCCAAAAACUCUGUGUAGCAUGUCUCACUGAGUGUCAAGACACAGAUGUGAAUGGCCACAGCCGGACUUUUUGGGGAUUUUAGGGGUGAAACACGGUAAUAACGGGUCGCAAUGCAGAAAUCGCAGACAUCAAGGAGUGGUCGAGAUUUUCUUUUUCAAAUAUUUACCCUUUUAAAUGUUUUUUUUUUUUUUUUUUUUUUUUCCAUUUGUCUUUGUUUGGAUCAAUUAUUCAUCUAAAAUAUCGGGGGAAAUUCGACAGUAACAAAACAAAAAUACAAUCAAGCGAGUUAUGAGAUAGCUAUCCGUGCCCUAUUUACAGACACCAUUUUUUUUCAUUGUGAUGUAAUUUGUUUAAAAGUUUAAAAUAUGUGAGUGAAAAAUUAUAUAAAGUCUUUUUUUAAAAACUAAAUAUUAGAGAUCAAUGAUUCUAAACUAAAAAAUGAUUGACACUUCAAAUAAUAAAUAUAAUCACUUCUUUUUAUGGCUGGGUUGAAACAAAAGCAGUUGCGCAGUGUCUGUAAACGGGGGUCAGAAAAACUAAAAAUAGUUUGGGGGCUUAAUGCACCAUGAAACUGCUAUGGCAGCAUAUAAACAUUGUUUUCUAUCAAACACGACAGUUCUUUUAGCAUAAAAUACGGCAGUUUAUUUUAACCAGGGGUGUCAGCCUUGUCUGUGUUUUCCACCGUAUACAUAAAAAAAAAAUAAUAAUAAUACUUUGUCACUGAAAAGUGACAGAACAUGUCUUAUAUGUAUCUCUUUCCAAUGCUAAAUCUGAAUGAAUACAUUGAACACACACAAAAAAAAAAUUUGGGGGCGUUACUUAGCCAUUUUUGACUUAUCGCUGCGGGUUCCAGUCCCCAUUAACCACGAAAAACGAGGGAUCACUGUAUUGUGACAACUGCACCUUGUACUAGUGCAUGAACCUCACGUUGGAUAUCAAGGAUUUGGAAUAAAUGCAACGACGGCUUUCCAAAUCUCUCAGCUUCCAGUCGCACACUGAUAGUGGCAUGUAUGAUUGUAACAUAGCUCAGACUGUAAGCACACACACGUGACGUGUUAAGUCUGACUCUCCUGUGGAGAGAAAUGCUGCGUGCAGAGGCCCAAACAGAAAAAAAAGCUUUCCCCUGUGCUCGGUUUGGUGCUAUGCCCGUUAUUGUUGUGAUUUAGAGCAGACGCCAGUCAGCCUGGCACUUUAACAGCAGCCGUUUUUCUGUUUGCCGCCACUGCCCCGUUUAUGCUUUGCUCAUAAAGUGGCUGGUGAGCAUUGAAACCGGCAGGCGUCGGUAGUCGUAACUCCCAAAAAAGGAAAACUCCAGAACCGACUCUGCGGCGGCACUACUCAUUGACACGCAUUAAAACACAUCGUGACUAUGCAAACAUUUCCAGCUUGAAAGGUAAUAUGUUUAUGACUUGAAAAAAAAAAUUAACAAUCAAGUUAGUUUCUAAUGGGAAUAAGCCACAUGUCGAGUGUGUGUCUGUGUGUUCAACAGUCUGCGGUGUGCCUUAUGAGAUAGGUACGGUAUUGAGGAGAAAGUAUGCAAUGUUAAAUCGUAAUGUGGUCCUUUCAUUGUUUCAUGAGUAAAAGAAAAACAAUUUGAGCGUCUUUGUGACCAAAUGACCUGAAGUGAACUCAGGCAAUUUCAGACAGGAGGCAACUCCUGCCAUUUUAGUGCUUUUUUAUUUUUGGUUUUAUGUCUUCUGUUAGAUAGUUUUUUUUUAUUAUUCCAUUAGUUUAAGACUUGUUGAAACAUUGUUGUUUAAUACUUUGGUCAAAAUUUUAAAAGGCAUUAAAAUGCUUUCUCAGAGGACUUCAGAAUGAAAAACUGAUAAAAUAUUUUCAGCUGACUAGACAUGUAUUUUUCUUGAAUAUAUUUUACAUAAAUAAUAUAUAAUUGGUGUUGUGUAUUGUAAAUGACACCCAAUUUGAAUGUUUUAGAUAUUAUUUUUGAGAUACUAAUUCAUUAAAAAGACAAUACAAUAAUUGUAAAAUGUUUGGCCAACAGUCCAGUGCUCUUGUUUCUGCAUGAAUGUUUAGUACUUUAAUUCAACCAAACUUUCCUCUUAUUACAGGGUGGGGCAGAGCAACUUGCUUAUUUAAAUUUGCCGCCCUGAAGCGAUGGUUGCUCUACGGAUGGUAGGGAUGGACUAAUUUCAGAGAGUGGGGCUUAAAGUUUGGUUCUUAAUGUGUGUUAUUUAUUUUGUGUGUUUUUUUUUCAGGAACCCUAGUGAGCAUCAUGGAGUGGCUGAAGUUGACGCGCACUUUCGCUGCUGAGGCAUUUUUUUUCAAGCGGUCGCUGAAUCGUAGCAAUGCAACGUGCAUUCCGUAGUCAUUUCAAUAUGGCCCCCGGUUCGACACCAAUCUGGUUCAGUGUUAGCAGGAAACGCUAAUUGAUCAUGUAGACAUAACGGUCAGAUGUCACUGAUACUGCCUGUUCAUUUUCUUCAAAAAACCAUGGGCCAAUUAUGCCAACUCAUGAUGGUGACCACAAAACAGUUACACCUAGUGCGUGUAGAGGACGUUGAUGAAGUUCUCUGGGGUUUUAAGGACUCCAAUAGCGCAUGUUUUGCUUAUUUACAGAUCCCGAAAGAUAGAAGUGAGCCUCAUCACUGAAGAAAAUAAGUGUGUUGUCAGGCAAGCCCAAAAGCGCCUCACAUGCAUUUUCACGAGCAAUAAAAUCACGUGGAUUAAGAAGUUCCUGCACCAUAGCUAAUUUAUAGGAUGAAAUUUGAAUUCUUCAUGGAAGAUUUUUGUCACAGAACGAGCAGACAACCCAAGAGCAGAUGCGUGUUUGCGGGCAGACCGGCGGGGAGAUCUCAAAACAGACUGUCUCACCGCGCCAUUGUUUUGGGGUGACCUUGCUGUUCGUGGGAGGCCAUGUUUCUUUUCGACUGCUCGCCAGGAACACGACCACGGGGGGUAAUAUUGAAAUGUUUAUGGAAUACACGUUGCUUUCUGACGAUUGAGCGACCG
Messenger RNA from Corythoichthys intestinalis (scribbled pipefish), 10695 nucleotides. RefSeq names its product DENN/MADD domain containing 1B (gene dennd1b). Bases 242 to 2716 code for a protein of 824 amino acids. The record is from RefSeq and is a predicted model, not a curated record. Gene Ontology annotation, molecular function: phosphatidylinositol phosphate binding; guanyl-nucleotide exchange factor activity. The transcript has 23 exons. Gene Ontology annotation, cellular component: cytosol; intracellular membrane-bounded organelle; nuclear speck. Gene Ontology annotation, biological process: endocytic recycling; endocytosis. NCBI's taxonomy places the organism in Eukaryota, Metazoa, Chordata, Actinopteri, Syngnathiformes, Syngnathidae.